Messenger RNA from Trichosurus vulpecula (common brushtail), 707 nucleotides. It is a transcript of the gene KCNIP3, whose product is annotated as potassium voltage-gated channel interacting protein 3. The record is from RefSeq and is a predicted model, not a curated record. NCBI's taxonomy places the organism in Eukaryota, Metazoa, Chordata, Mammalia, Diprotodontia, Phalangeridae. The transcript has 8 exons. Gene Ontology annotation, cellular component: voltage-gated potassium channel complex; nucleus. Gene Ontology annotation, molecular function: potassium channel regulator activity; DNA-binding transcription repressor activity, RNA polymerase II-specific; RNA polymerase II cis-regulatory region sequence-specific DNA binding. The annotation marks the transcript as partial. Gene Ontology annotation, biological process: negative regulation of transcription by RNA polymerase II; regulation of potassium ion transmembrane transport.
CAUGGGAAGAACUCUCCAGAUAGUAGUGACAGUGAACUGGAGCUCUCUGCUGUUCGCCACCAGCCAGAGGGGUUGGACCAACUCCAGGCUCAGACCAAGUUCACCAAGAAGGAGCUGCAGUCUCUGUAUAGAGGAUUCAAAAAUGAAUGUCCCACUGGCUUGGUGGAUGAAGACACCUUCAAGCUCAUCUACUCCCAGUUUUUCCCUCAGGGAGAUGCCACCACAUAUGCACAUUUCCUCUUCAAUGCCUUUGAUGCAGAUGGGAAUGGGGCCAUUCACUUUGAGGAUUUUGUGGUGGGUCUCUCAAUUUUGCUUCGAGGAACAGUCCAUGAGAAGUUGAAAUGGGCCUUUAAUCUCUAUGAUAUUAAUAAGGAUGGAUACAUCACAAAAGAGGAGAUGCUGGCCAUCAUGAAAUCCAUUUAUGACAUGAUGGGUCGUCACACCUACCCCAUCCUGAGGGAAGAAGCCCCAUUGGAGCACGUGGAAAGGUUCUUCCAGAAAAUGGACAGGAAUCAAGAUGGAGUGGUAACCAUUGAAGAAUUCCUAGAGACUUGUCAAAAGGAUGAAAACAUCAUGAGUUCCAUGCAGUUAUUUGAGAACGUGAUAUAGAAGGGAGAAGCAUUCAGUUGCCACGCUCCCCAGCCUCUGCCUCAGAAGGCCACCUUCAUACUGACAGGCGCCACCAUCACAAGAAACUUUUUUUUUUU